CUGUGCGGGGCGUGGCUUUCUGCUGGAGCGGGCGUGGUCUGGGCUGGUGGGUGGGAACCUGGCGGAAGCCGUUGCCUGGCAACACCCCAGCGCGUACCUCCGCGACUCUGCCCCUCCUCUGGGGAGGUGGGCUCGGAGUCACGUGACUCAGAUCCGACGGUAGGGGGCGCGGCCGGUGGUCGGGCCCGGCGCUUUGGGAAAAGCAGGCCCACUGGGAAGCGUUCGUGUGAGUUCUAUUCCGGGACUCCAGCCCCAGAGGACAGCGGGGGAAACCGAGGCACGAGUGGGGGCAAUGAAGGUACUGCUCUUCACGGGCCUGGGGGCCCUGUUCUUCGCCUACUAUUGGGAUGACAACUUCGACCCCUCCUUCAGGGAGCGCGUGUGCUGCUGACUGGGGCCAGUGCCGGUGUUGGUGAGGAGCUGGCCUAUCACUACGCCCGCCUGGGCUCACACCUGGUGCUCACCGCCACCACCGAGGCCCUCCUGCAGAAGCCCUCGCAUCCUGGCCCCUGGGCUACUUGAGACUGAAGUUGAAUGGGACUCAAGCAGGGCUGGGGCUUGAGGCAGGAUCCUUGACAUGUCCAUCUGGUGGAGGGGAGCCACCUGAGGAGGGAGUAGAGGCCCACGGGCAGCUCUGCCCCUCCCCUCAGGUGGUAGGGAACUGCCGGAACCUGGGCGCACCCAAGGUCUUCUACAUCGCAGAAGACAUGGCCUCCUCUGAUGCUCCCCAGCGCGUGGUGCAGUUUGCCCUGGACAAGCUGGGUGGGCUGGACUACCUUGUGCUGAACCACGUCGGCAGUGCACCAUCCGGCAUGCGGGUCCGCAGCUCCCAGACCACGCGCUGGCUCAUGCAGGUGAACUUCCUGAGUUACGUGCAGCUGACUGCGCAGGCGCUGCCCAGCCUGACGGACAGCAGGGGCUCCCUGGUGGUGGUGUCCUCCUUGCUUGGCCGCGUGCCCGCGUCCUUCCCCGCCCCUUACUCGGCGGCCAAGUUCGCGCUCGACGGCUUCUUCGACUCCCUGCGGCGGGAGCUGGACGUGCAGGACGUGGACGUGGCGGUCACCUUGUGCGUCCUGGGCCUCCGCGACCGCGCCUCCGCCGCCGAGGGGGUCAGGGGCGUCUCGCGGGCCAGGACGGCCCCGGGGCCCAAGGCGGCCCUGGCUGUGAUCCGGGGCGGCGCCACGCGGGCCUCGGGCGUCUUCUACCCGUGGCGGUUCCACCUGCUGUGCCUCCUGCGGGACUGGCUCCCGCGCCCGCCGGCCUGGUUCGUGCGCCCGGACCUCAACGUGUCCACAGCCGCCGCAGCCUGAGCCCCGAGGGCCGGGGCCGGGGCCGCCCAGCCCGCCGCCCUGGCAGUCGCAGACCCGGCGGUCAUAGCCUGAGACAGAGACGCAGGCGAGAAGCAGACCCAAGGGAAACCCGG
Perognathus longimembris pacificus (Pacific pocket mouse) is the source of this 1423-nucleotide messenger RNA. It is a transcript of the gene Hsd11b1l, whose product is annotated as hydroxysteroid 11-beta dehydrogenase 1 like. Gene Ontology annotation, cellular component: intracellular membrane-bounded organelle. The record is from RefSeq and is a predicted model, not a curated record. Bases 708 to 1310 code for a protein of 200 amino acids. The transcript has 8 exons. Lineage: Eukaryota; Metazoa; Chordata; Mammalia; Rodentia; Heteromyidae. Gene Ontology annotation, molecular function: oxidoreductase activity.